Molecule: messenger RNA, 2703 nt
Organism: Brugia pahangi
Lineage: Eukaryota; Metazoa; Nematoda; Chromadorea; Rhabditida; Onchocercidae
Source: the annotation of a GenBank genome assembly
AUGGAUGAAACAGAAAAGGAUUUAUUCGAAUCGGUGGGUGAUUUACCGGAAUGGUUGUAUAUUGACUGGGUAUGUCAAAAUAGAUGUCCCCCGAGGCGUGUCAUCGAUGACUAUACUUUGCCUUCUGUGCAGUAUUCGUUGCCGUCCUUUGUGAAACUUUCUACUUUUAGCUUUAACAUGAAUAUGCUGUAUACAGAUCGCGGCAUUAAAACAGUAUUUCGGUGUCUUCGGUUUUUAUACCAACAGAUCGCUCAUGACUCCUCUGAGACAGCCAUCAUUGACUUGGAUCGUUCACUUAGUUAUUUAACCGCCUUUGCACAGAACAUGGAAUCGGAUGGUGAUAUGGAAACGCUGAAUAAAAUUGCACGAGAAUUCAAGUUUUUCCUUGUUCAAGCGGGCUCACUGAGUCAUUACAUUGCUAAUGAUGGUUUAUUUACUACACGAAACGUUGAAACGAAUUACAUUUUCCAUGCCCUGUUGAUUACCUGGAUGAAAGCCGUCCGUAUUUCAACUUUUUUCAAAAGGUUCAGUGGUUUCGAAAAACUUUAUCCGGUAGGUGAUGCAUUAUCAUCAGCAGAACAGCUAUCAAUGCUUGUUUCGUAUGGAUUACUGCUAAGUGCAUCACGUACGGAUCGACCAUGUAUAUGCCGAUGUGUUACUGCCGCUUGGCAUCAACUCUGUAUAUUAAAUAAAGAAAUGUUUUGGUCAAAUAUGGUCAAGCUGCUAAGCUUAUGCACCAGCGGUUUGCAUUAUUACCCACCUGAAAAUCUUUCAAGUGAAAUGUUCUUGGAUUUAUGUAACAUUGGCAAUUCAGUUUCGGCAAAAACGUUUCUGGAAAUAAUUUGCGAAUUUGGCUCUGGUUUUGAUGGUCCUUACAUCGUAUCAGGCAAAGCUUCAGGCAGUUAUAUAGAAUGUUUGCAACAAAUCGCUUCAAAACUGUCAGAAAAACAGUACGUUUUGAGGAAAUUGUUCUUUUUAUUCGAUAAGGAUCCUGGUGAUAGUCUUCUAGGAACAGAAUCUAUUUUGCAAUAUUUCUUCACAUACUUAUGUUCGAACGUUAUGGAACCUCUUGAUCAGGAGUUAGAAUUCUACCCAACCAAUGGGAAAGUCUGGAAGGACUUUCUAUUUUCUUGUUGUAAUGACAACACGGGAGAUAAAUACAACGAUUGGAUACUUUUUAUACGACUUAUGUCAAUGCUUAUCAAAAGAUCUGAGCCAGUUUGGCGAGCUAUGAAGCCACGAAUUUUUUCUAAAUUCCCGGCCAAACGAUUUCGUGAAAUGCCAAUUCACUCACUUAUUUGCGUAUUCAGCCUCUUUAUUUCAUGCUUGCACAAUAUAGAUAUGGAAGAGACGUCUAAUAAGGUGAUUUCAUUGGCAACGUCUGCUUUUGAUCCUUCUGAUAAAGAGCGUCACGAAGUCCUGAUUCGAGCAAUUCAGUGCACAAAGUAUAUUUUGGAUGAAAAUCGUUAUGAUUCUUCGCAAGCAAUCGCGACGUUAAUAGCAUUGAUGGGAAAGCUUGAUGAUAAAAAAGAUGUUUCAUUGUAUAUCGAAUGCUGCAUAUGUGUUGCUGAAAAAGUAUCCGAGAUUGGUUCUCUAGCUCGCUUUUUACCAUUCAUGAAUGAUAUGGAUUUGGAACAGCUCUUUGCGGUGGUUGUUCACUAUCGAACUGAAAACAGUAUUUUGUGGAAUGCAGCUAUCAAUCAUCUCAAAAGUCCCAAUUUCCCUAUAAUAAUAAAUUACAUUGUUAAACAGUUAGCGAUAAAAUUUGAACGAAGUCAAUUAGCUUUUCAAAACAUGCGUCAAGUUGUACAAAACUUGUUGACUGAAAAAAGUUACAAACUUGAAGUUUGCUUAUACUUCUUGCGAGAAUUUUUGAGGACAGCUAACAAUGCGAUUUAUCCGGUUGAACUCAUCGUUCCCAUAUGGUUGGUGGUUGCCUUCGAAAAACCAAAUACAGAUGAACUUAAUGACAUAUCUGAAAGUAUUUGCAAGAAUCUUCGAGUGUCAUUUCGGAAAAAUGGUUUGUAUUUUGAAGCUUUUUCUGUGGAUUCAUCCUCAACGAUUCACUCGAUACGUUGGUUAUUUGAGACUGUUUCAAAAAAUGCUAACAGUAAGAAAUGGAUUCACGAGAAUAUUAUGAGUUGGUCCGAACUGCUAGUAUCACCUCUACAUCGUAUUCUGAUGAACGCUGAAGAAACAACAGUGAUCCACUGCUGUCGUAUAAUGUCUUAUUUAUAUAUGCACGCUGCACAGCAAAUUUACAAGCCACCCUCAGAAUGUAAUUUUAAUCGGUCACCAUUUGUGCAGCUCUGCAAACUCAUACUGCAAAAUGUGCUUUUAAUGCGCGAAUUUCCCGCAAUGUUUGUUCGUGAAGUACUGCCUAACUAUAUGAUUGGCAUGUUAUCGUUACCGGUACAUUCUACACCGUAUCUUCUACGUGUUGUUUCGGAUGUACUCGAAAAACACUUGGAUGAUAAUUUCUUAAAAGAAAUAUUCAAAAGCAUGCUCAAGGAAAAACCUCAAUUAAUCACCGCAUUAUACGCCUCAUCGAAAGUGGGUACAAGGUUAUAUAAGGCGUUACCAGGCGUGUCGAUAAACACAUCAGUACGAAAGAACGAAGGAAAUUUGAGAUCCAAGAAGGCCAAUCUUCAUAAACAUUUUUCGUCAGUGUUACACAAAAGAACUAACUAUAAAAACUCGUAA